Molecule: messenger RNA, 1024 nt
Organism: Eufriesea mexicana
Lineage: Eukaryota; Metazoa; Arthropoda; Insecta; Hymenoptera; Apidae
Gene: scu
Product: hydroxysteroid 17-beta dehydrogenase 10
Exons: 3
Biological process (GO): androgen metabolic process; fatty acid metabolic process; estrogen metabolic process
Cellular component (GO): mitochondrion
Molecular function (GO): estradiol 17-beta-dehydrogenase [NAD(P)+] activity
Source: RefSeq, a predicted model, not a curated record
GACGCCCUCUAUUUAUUGUUUUAACAUACGAAUUCUAAGUACUUCCAUUCCGUGUGAGACAAAGUAGUUGAUGUUUUAACGGUUGAAGUAAUUUUUGUACUGUAGAAUCUAUUAUAUAUUUGAUAUUCUUUUUUAUAAUCUUCAAAAUAAUGAAUGGAUUAGUUGCUCUUGUAACGGGUGGUGCAUCUGGAUUAGGACUUGGUGUUGUACGGAGAUUUGUAAAAAAUGGUGCCAAGGUAGUUAUUGCAGAUUUGCCAAUAUCUAAAGGAAAUGAAAUUGCUAAAGAACUUGGGGAAUCUACUGUUUUUACACCAAUGGAUGUAAGUACAAAAGAUUUAUCACCUAUAUGUAACAUCAGAAGAUGAUAUAAACAAUACUAUUUAAUAGCUUAUGCUUACAAAAUAUAUAAUUUCAAUAAAAAUGUACCAUACAGUAUGGAAGAGUUUAAUAAGAUGUGUAAUGUAAAUAUUGGUGGAACACUUAAUGUUAUUAGAUUAUGUCUACCACUCUUGCAUAAGAACAGUGAAGGAGAGAAUGGAGAACGUGGAGUAAUAAUUAAUACAGCAAGUGUUGCAGCAUUUGAAGGACAAAUAGGUCAGAUAGGCUAUUCUGCUACCAAAGGAGCAAUUGUUGGAAUGACUGUACCAAUGGCUCGCGAAUUUGCUUCAGUUGGUGUUCGUGUUGUUACAAUUGCACCUGGGUUAUUUGAUACACCUCUGCUCGGAGCUUUACCAAGCAAAGUGCGUACAUUUUUAAUGAAAACUGUACAAUUUCCACAAAGAUUGGGUCAACCCGAUGAAUAUGCUCAGCUAGCACAACAUAUUGUUGAAAAUAAAUAUCUGAAUGGAGAAGUGAUAAGAUUAGAUGGUGGUCUCAGAAUGCAACCUUGAGUACAAAGUUCAUCAUGCAAUUGAAUGAAACCUCUUUUAUAAUUUUAAUUUUAAUUUUUUUACAUGUAUGUGGAAUUGGGUAAAGGAUUUAUAGAACAUGGAUAGUUUAUAUAAAAAUUAUAUAAAUGUGCAUA